AUGUUUCAGGCUAACGACACGAGCUCGACUAAGGACGAUUUGAACUCUUGGCUCCCAAUUACCGCUAGUCGCAAAGCAAAAUGGUGGUACUCUGCUUUCCACAAUGUUACUGCUAUGGUUGGGGCCGGCGUGCUCGGCUUGCCUCUCGUUCUUGCCCGACUCGGCUGGAUUCCUGGAAUCUCCAUAAUAUUGCUGUCGUGGCUGGUGACGUGGUACACCGUGUGGCAGCUGAUUCAGCUCCACGAGUCGGACACGGGCCAGAGGUUUGACCGGUACACUGAAUUGGGCCAGCAUGCGCUCGGCCCGAAUAAGGGGACGUGGCUCGUGAUGCCCCAACAGCUUGUGGUCCAAGUGGGGUCCAACAUCGUGUACAUGGUCACCGGCGGCAAAUCCCUCAAGAAAUGCCUCGCGCUCUUAACAUCGGAUGCCGAUUUCCGAAAGACUUAUUACAUCAUAUUCUUCGGCGCCCUCCACCUCGUCCUCUCGCAAGUCCCGAAUUUCAACUCCUUGAAGAUUAUUUCGUUAACGGCCGCCGUUAUGUCUAUAAGUUACUCGUGGAUAGCGACGGGUGCGUCGAUAGGGAAGGGCAUCUCGCACCAUAAAGUGGCGGCCUACGGUUUCAAGUCGACAACGACAGCUGGCAUAGUUUUCGAUAUCUUUAGUAGUUUGGGAGUUGUCGCGUUCGCUUUUGCCGGACACAGUGUGGCGUUGGAAAUUCAGGCGACUAUUCCGUCGACUGCGGAAAAGCCGUCGAGGAUUCCGAUGUGGAACGGUGUGAAGGUGGCUUAUUUAAUCGUGGGGUUGUGUUAUUUUCCAGUGGCGAUAUCUGGGUUUUGGGCCUUCGGCAAUCUGGUGGAAGAUGACGUGUUGUUAUCCCUCGAGCACCCGGCUUGGCUCAUAAGUUUAGCUAAUUUCAUGGUGUUUGUUCAUGUCCUUGGAAGUUAUCAGGUAUUUGCGAUGCCUGUUUUCGACAAAAUCGAAGGUGCAUUGGUACAAAAGUGGAAUUGCACGCCUGGACGACGCCUCAGGCUUGUGGCACGUAGCGUUUAUGUUGUUAUGACAUGUCUCGUUGGAGUAGUCGUUCCAUUUUUUGGAGGAUUGCUAGGGUUUUUUGGCGGAUUAGCCUUUUCAAGCACAUCCUAUAUUAUCCCUAGUGCACUGUGGAUCAAACUCCGUAAACCUAAGAGAUGGAGCUUCCACUGGUUUGCUUGUUGGAUUUCAAUUUUGAUCGGCAUUGGCAUAACUAUAGUAGCGCCAAUAGGAGGAUUACACGAGAUCAUUAGCUCAUCUUUUGUUGGAGUCGUUCAAAACAAUGGCAAUAAGAGUCACAGCCCUUUUGUCCGAAUUCAAUCCCAACUUCCAAAUCUCCUCGGUUUUACGAAACCCACAUUUUCUUGCAUAAAUCACCCAAAAUAUUUGCUUCCCCACAAUAGAAGCAGAUUUUGCGGAAUAAAGUCGGUGCAGCAAGAUAAGGAAGCUCAGAUUUCUCAAGUAAAAGAUGAUAUCGACGAUGGCAGUGGCAGCCCAUCAACCAGCUUCCUGUCUUUUCUUUGCCCCUUGCUUAAAUUCUUCUCUGCAGGGGAUCCUUCUGGAGAACGAAAUUAUCUACUGGAGGAGGCUACAUCUUCAUUAUCUACUUUAGCAAGGCUCCCAUGGGGCUCUAAUUCACUAUCCGACUUAUUAAACGACAAACAGAACGUGGAUCCGCCAUUGCCUUUGCAGCUCUUUGAAUUCGGUAAGUACCUGUUUUCCUAUGAAUUGUCAACAGAGGCAUGCCCCUUUUGCAGGAGGGUCCGGGAGGCCUUGACCGAGCUUGAUUUAUCUGUCGAGAUCUUUCCAUGUCCAAAGGGGUCAAUAAGACACAGGGAAAUGGUUAGAAGACUUGGUGGAAGGGAACAGUUCCCGUUUCUUGUAGACCCCAAUACCGGAACUUCAAUGUAUGAAAGCAGUGACAUUGUUAAAUAUUUAUUUCAGCGAUAUGGUGGAAAAAGUAGUCCUUCAUUUGGCAUAUUGGAGAGCACUUUGGUGACUGGGUGGGUCCCCACCCUUCUUCGAGCAGGCAGAGGGAUGACACUAUGGAAAAACGCCAUCAAAGAGCCACCUCCUCUUAAGCUGGAACUUUUCUCCUACGAAAAUAAUGCAGUGCCUUACCUUGUUGAUCACAACUCUGGCGUGAAAAUUGGGGAAUACAAGAAGAUCCUCUCAUACUUGUUCCAAACAUACUCAGUUGCCAGCACCAAUUAAACCGUGAAUAAAAUUUUAGCACGCGAAAGCCUAAAAGACGACGAGUACUUGAAUAAUGCACAUGUGCCUGAUUAGCAAUGGCAUGCGUGCCCCUAUUAGUUUCUUAGAGUAAGUAUACAGCCAAAGGCAAGAGGUACAGGAAAAAUGGAUAUCUUCAUUGUCUUUAUUUAUUAAUAUUACAAAUACAUGUAUGAGAUGGUUUACAAUUACACAAUAGUAGUUUAUAUCACGCAAGUAUAAUUUAUGUAGCUUACUGAUAUGCCACGCUUUUUACUCAAACACCAUUGAAUAUUAAAUUGAUAUGUUUAUGAUAAAACUAUUAUGAUCUAGAGGAAACUAAGUCAAUAGUGUCCAUUUAUGUCUGCAGAUUUUGUUAUGGAUUUGAUUGCAUAAUAUUGUGUUUGACAUAGCAGUUCUAAAUUAUUAGGACACAGUCUUAGAUAGUUUGGCUAUUUUUCAAUUAGGAGUCUAGUCUUGGAUAGUUUGGCUCCUUAGCUCUGCCUGAACCAAUGAUCUACUUGAACUACCCGAGAAUUAAUGAAUCAUCUCAAACAGCACUAAUUAGAAGUCCUGAUUCAACUACAAAUACACCGAGCUAUAAAACAAUCCUUUAUUAUUCUCACUUACCAAUAGAAUGGAUACUUGGUGGCCUUUACAGACCUUACUAUGCUUAGCCACACUAGCCUUCAUCAUCACCAAAGUCCUCCGCAACCCAAACCCAAACUUCCCCCGGACCCAAAGCCAUGGCCCGUGAUCGGCAACCUAAACCUGAUUGGCCACAUUCCCCACCAAUCCCUCCACUCCCUAUCCCAAAAAUACGGCGAAAUAAUGCUUCUAAAAUUCGGAAACUUUCCCGUAACAGUUGCCUCAUCCCCUGAGACAGCCAAGUAGUUCCUAAAGGCCCAUGAUGCAGUCUUUGCCUCCCGACCCCCACUCUCAGCCGGCAAGUACAUAUCCUUCAACUACUCAGACAUGGCCUUGGCCCUUUACGGCCCGGAAUGGCGGCAGGCCCGUAAAAGCUACAUGUCAGAGAUUUUCAACCCCAAGAGUCUCGAAUCAACCGAGAAGAUCCGGGUCGAGGAGAGCACUAAUCUCAUUUCCUGACUAUUUUCUCUUUCGGGAAAGCCCGUUUUGCUCAGGGACCACUUAAUGCGCUACACCCUCUUGACCGUUUGCCGCAUGGUCUUCAGUGAUUUGAACGAGCCAUGUAAUAACGAAAAGGGUGUGGAGAAAUGGGUCGUGACGCUGGAUGAACUGCAGCACAUGCUCGACGAGUGGUUUUUCCUUAGUGGGGCGUUUAAUAUCGGGGACUGGGUGCCGUGGCUCGAUUUUCUUGAUCUUCAAGGGUAGGGGAAGAGGAUGAAGACCUUGAGUAGGAAGCUCGACCGGUUUCUUAACAAUGUGAUUGAUGGUCGUAAGGGUAAGAAAACGGUUGAUGAUGAGAGAAGGGUGAAAGACGUGGUGGAUGUGUUAUUGCAGCUCUCUGAGGAUCUAACUCUUGAUGUUAAGAUGACGAGUAAUCAUGUCAAGGCAUUAGUACAGAACAUUCUACUCGGAGGCACAGAUACCUCAGCAACUGCAAUCGAGUGGGCCAUACACGAAAUUCUCAAACACCCUCACGUAAUCGAAAAGGCUAGAGACGAGCUCAACAGGGUGAUCGGGAGAAAAAGAUGGGGAAACGAGCAUGACUUCUCUCAACUACCUUACGUAGAAGCUAUAAUAAUGGAGUCGAUGAGACUACACCCAAUCUCCACUCUACUCGCUCCUCAUUACGCGCUCGAGGACUGUAAAGUCAAAGGCUACGACAUAUCAAAGGGAACAACUGUCCUAAUCAACGUGUGGAGCAUCGGGCGGGACCCACGCGUUUGGGACUCGCCCGAGAGGUUUUAGGCAAAAAGGUAGACUUGUUGGGUGGCGAUUUUGCGCUUUUGCCGUUUGGGUCGGGAAGGAGGAGAUGUCCCGGGUAUAACCUCGGGCUUAAGAUGGUUCGAUUGACUUUAGCUAAUUUGCUACACGGUUUUGAUUUGAGAUUGGUCGAGGGCACCAGCCGUGAGGAUAUAUGCAUGGAGGAGGAGUAUGGCCUCAGUACACAUCCUAAAAUCCCUAUUUCCAUUAUUAUGGAGCUUACUCUUCCAAGCCAUCUUUACUGAAAUCCUCUUCUGCUUUGGGUGAUCUAUAUAUGAUAUAAUAAAAUGUUUAAUAUGCACGUUCUAUAAUGGUUAUUGUUGCUGUGCCACAAAUGUUUACUACUUUUGGGGGAUUUGGGGGGUCAUAACCUUAUAUACUUGCUCGUGGAAACUUGUACUUAAACUUUAUAAGCAAUAAUUAUCUUCUUCAUUCAAGAGGUUUGUAAAUUUUGUGAUAAUGUUAUUCUUUUAAUUUUGUGGUAACAUUCUCAU
Striga asiatica is the source of this 4643-nucleotide messenger RNA. The record is from the annotation of a GenBank genome assembly. NCBI's taxonomy places the organism in Eukaryota, Viridiplantae, Streptophyta, Magnoliopsida, Lamiales, Orobanchaceae.